AUGGCGAAAGGCACUAUCACUACCAGCAACGUGACUUCCUGGGGUUCAUUGGCGCCGUGCCUAGAGACCCUCGAGUCGCACGUCGUUCUCGUCCAGGAGCAUCACCGACGGGACGAGGCGAAGCUCGCCGACCUGCAGCACGAGGUGCUGGAUCACGGGUUCGCGGGCAUCUGGGCGCCAGCAGUGGCAGGCCCCACCUCCGCGGAGGGCACUACGGGCGGCGUCGCGGUCUUGGCCCGCAAGAACAUCCCCGUCACGGCCCCGCCGCUGCUGCCCUCGGCGACACUGUGGCCAGGGCGACUGGUGGCCGCCCACGUGCACUGGGGAGUCCGUGGCGGCAUUGUAUUCGUGUCGGCCUACCUGGUCGACAGCGUUGGCAUGAACGACGUGAACCGAAGCAUCUUCGGCGCGCUCACUCGCUACCUCACGAAGCUCACGGCCUCGGGCAUCGAUUGGAUCGUCGGCGGCGACUUCAAUGGGCCUCCCAGCUGCCUGCCCCUGGCGCAGUUGGAAAAGGCGGGGGGCCUCUGGCUAGCGCCGUCGGCCGACACCUGCCGCCCACAGGCGGGCAGCGGCUCGGUGCUGGACUACUUUCUGGUCGGUGCAAACCUGGCCAGCCGCAUCUCGGCUCCGAGAGUGGACGAGUUGGGCAUCACCUCCCCGCACCUCCCUGUCAACAUGGAGCUGCGUGCCGCCGACCUGGACAUGCGCGUGAGGAUCCCGAUCGCCCCCAGGGCGAUUCCAGCGGCGCCGCCCAUCGGCUGCAGCCGCGGUGUCGAGGACUGGGCGCCCACUUUGGCCCAGGUGCGCGCCACAACCAGCGCCGAGGAGCUGCCAGCAGCCUGGGACGCCGUCGUCAGCACCUUGGAGCAGGAGCUGUUGGACCGCUACGACCAGGUUGGCGAAGCGCGCAGGCGGUUCGAAGGACGUGCGGGGCCCAUUGCGACCAAGCUGGCGCCAGUCAAGUGGAAGCCGCAAGGGCAGCGUGUCCGAUUGGGGCCUGAUGUCAUCGCGGCCAAGGUCGCGGGCCGAUGGGCGCGUCACUUCAUGGGGGUCAGCGCGUUCCUCGCGAAGGCCAGCAGGAGGCUGCAAACCGCCAGCCUGCAGUGCUCCCUUGUCCCUGAGCAGUACCACGAGCUGGCGGACUUCGUCGUGAGGGCUUUGGAGUAUGGGCGCGUGGUUAUGGACAGCAAGAAGACGCUAGCACUGCUCCCGCAUUGGGUGAGGUCCUUCUUCGAGCAGGGCUUUCGCGUGAUCGGCAACACCGACUUCCUGGAGCAGGCGGGCCGCAUCGUCCAGUUCGCCAAGGACGCCCACGCGGACGCGCUCAAGGUCAGGCAGCAGAGCUGGAUCCAGUGGGCCAACGACAGCCUGCGGAACGGCGCUGGCAAGGCGCACCGCUUCACCAAGCUGCGGGCGAUGCAGGAGGUGCUGGCGCAAUGGCAGGGCACCCACACCGAGCUCACCACUGGACGGCUCGCCCAGACCUUCGUCCCGCAGCAGCAGGUCGCCAGCCAGCACCUGAUCUGCGACCGGGAGAUGAAGGCCUGGGAGGACGUCUGGUCGUGCCACAAGCUCGAGGCGCUGGAAAGGCCAGCUGACUUCGACGAAUGGGACGACCUCGAAGACCUCACCGUGGAGGCGCUGCAGCGGGCCGCCUGCAGCUUCCCCACCACCACGGCGCUCGGCCCAGCGCAGAUCGGCAUGCGCGCGCUCACCUUUCUCACGGACGACGGCGUUUACACCUGCGGCCAGCUCUUCAUGAAGUGCGAGGCGCUGGGGGCUUGGCCCAGCGAAAGGCUGUGGCACGCUAUGUGCCGCAUCCCCAAGGCCUCUGGCGGCUGCAGGCUGAUCACGCUGAUGCACUCGCUAAUCCGAUGGUGGUCGAGGGCUCGUGCCUCGACGUCCAAGGCGUGGCUGACGGCGCACCCCAAUGCCAGCAUUUGGGGCAUGGGCGGCGGCAGAUCGUCCUCCGACUCCGCCUUCGACCUCAACCUUGAGACGGAGGUAUCGGACUGCCUGGACGAGCACGUCGUAAUCGUCAUGCUGGACGCCUGGAAGUUCUUCGAGACGAUUAAGCCCGAGUGGCUACUCAUCGAGGCGCGGCUGCUGGGCAUGCCGCUGCGGUUGGUCUGGAUGUUGAUUGAGCUAUACAGGCAGCCGAGGCGGCUGCAAGCUUUCGGCUCGGUGUCCUACGCGGUCGUGUCACAUCAGGGCGUGCUCGCAGGAUGCACUCACGCCUGUGCCAUGGUCACCUUGCUCAUGUUCAGGCUGCUCGAGCAGGUGCGAGAUGCAGGCGUCACCCCGAGGGCCCUCAUCGACGACGUCACCUUGCAGUGGCGCGGGAGGCGGCUCUCGCAACUGGGCGUGCUUUGGGCGGCCACCACCAGGUUCCGCGAGGGCGCCCAAGAGCGAGGCAUUGUCGUGCAGCCCACCAAGUCGGGCUACUUGGUCUCAUCGGACGCGGCUGCUCGCGAGUGUGCCCGACACGCGGCGGCCCGCAAGCUGACCAAGACGCGCUGGGCCCGCAACCUGGGGCACGAUCUGGGCGGGCGCAGAAUCGCUAGGCUCCAGACGGCAAAGCGGGUGCGGCAGCUCAAGGAGCGGCGCGGCAAGUUGGCAGCUUUCAGAGGGGCAGACGUCAGGAUGCAUCUGACCAGCGGCGUGCAACGCUGGCAGGCGAGGCAGAUCGCGGCGCACCACCGCCAGCACGGCGAGGUCAAGCCUUGGGUGCGGGCCAUGCGGCUCUGCGUGGGCGACGGGCGCGCGGCUUUGGCGGAGGGCCCGUCGGCCACCAGCCUGCGUCACCACUGGGCGACGGUGGCCUGGACGCAACAGGCCCAGCACGACCUUGGGCUGGCGGCGGCGCCGAAUUGCAGGGCCUGCGGACAUCCGUCCGACUCGCCAGGGCACAGAUUUUUCGGCUGCGAGGUACUCGUGCAGCCGCUCACAGAGGAGGAGCAGGACGAGCAGCUGCCGCCCGAGCCGAUGCAGGCCAUCCGCACCUUCAUGUGCGACAAAGGCCUGCAGGAGGGCGGCAGCUUCGAGAGCGCCGGCUUCCAAAUGUGCUUGCCCUGCAUGCCGCCUUUCGUGCCGCCCGCCGCGGAGCAGGCCGAGGUGAAGUUCUGGGGCUGCUGGCCUAGCCAAGGGGCGGACACGGCUUCCUGCAGCAACGCCGUCUUCACCGAGGGCUCAGGCUUCGCGUCCAGCAUGCCCGAGCUGAGGCGCUGCGGAUGGGCCUUCGUGCAGCUUUCCCUCCAGGGACUGCCUGUUCGGGCGGCGUUCGGGGCGCUGCCAGGGCCGCUCCAGACGGUCGGGCGCGCGGAGAGGCACGCGCUGCUGCAGGCAUUGCGGCUCGCGGGGCCGCAGCUCGAGUUCGUCUUCACCGACCUACUGUCGAUGGAGAAGGAAUGCAGCCACUGGGGGCAGGAGCUAGAGGAGGCGCGAGCGGCACAUGCCACAGUGUGGAGACGGAUUCGUGCCCAGCCAGCGCGGCCUGAAGUGAGAUGGAUCCCCGCGCAUCAGGACAUGGAUGCGUACUUGGACCGAGGCCUCCACCCGCUGCUGUACUCUGGCAACAUGUGGGCCGACUGGUUCGCUCGGCAAGGAGCCAUGCAGCACACCGUGUCGAAGGUGUACGAGGAGUUCUACAACAUCGAGCUGCAACACUACAAGAGCCUGGCAAAUUACGUCGGCUGGGCGAUGCAGAGGACGAUGCACGCAGGCCGCUGGGAUGCGCCCGAGCAGACAGCCCGCCCGCCAAAGGUGCCCAAGGUGCAGGCGGCGACUGUGAUCAGCCACUCCCUUGUUCGCCUGAACGGGACGGCGGUGGUGCUGUGCCGCGCUUGCUGCAGGCAGACCAGCGGGCAGACGGGGCCCACAUGGACGCAGUUCGCGCGUUCAGCUUGCGAGGCCAGCCAGUACACCGCGCUGCGGGCCGAGGCCAUCAUCGCGCACGUCGGCGCGCAGCCCAUUGUGGUCUCGGAGGCGGGCGAGUUCGCUAUGCAGGCGAUCGAGCGAGCGGCGUGCCCCGAAGAUGCGGGGCCCAGGCCAGCCGAGCCUGCCCCCUGGGGCUCAGGGGACGGCACCAUCGAGAUGCAGGGGCACAGGCUGAGGCGCGCAGGGCCCACCAUCUACUGCGAGGUAUGCGUGGCGUGGGCGGCGACAGGCUCCUCACUGGCCCUGGCUGCGCCCUGCGCUGGCCCGCCCAGCGCCGAGGGCAAGAACCAGCGCACCUACCUGUCCAACCUCAUGGCGCGGCUCAAGAAGCUCAGCCAAGGGCUGCACCCCAAGACAGGAAAGGUGCUCACUUGGGGAGGUGCAGGCGAGGCUCCAGACGGCCCCAGAACAUGGGCCACAGCGGCGGCCAGCGCGGCCGCGGGCGACAUGGCCUCUGGGGGCGACGGCGCUGCAGAGAGGCCAAGCGGCAGGCACGCGCAGAAGGAACAGGGCGAGGCGACCAGGCCUGGCCAGGACCACGAGACGCGCGAG
This is a messenger RNA of Prorocentrum cordatum, 4491 nucleotides long. The record is from the annotation of a GenBank genome assembly. Lineage: Eukaryota; Dinophyceae; Prorocentrales; Prorocentraceae.